Messenger RNA from Ilex paraguariensis (yerba mate), 539 nucleotides. The record is from the annotation of a GenBank genome assembly. NCBI's taxonomy places the organism in Eukaryota, Viridiplantae, Streptophyta, Magnoliopsida, Aquifoliales, Aquifoliaceae.
CAUGGCUUCUCUCCUGUUCUUUUGGAUUCUUUCCAUGCUCUCCCUUACUAGAGCUCAGGAUCGAGCACCCCACGGGAUCGCAUACGAGAACCCUGUGGCUUUCUCACCAUCAGCAUUUGAUUUCUUCCAUCCCAACACUCAACAGCCAAGCUCUGAAAACCCAUGUGGUGCAUCAAAUUGCUCACCAUUGCCUCUAGCAGCUACAGUGCAGUCAAGUCCGGCACAUGAAAGCAGAUCAAAACCGAAUGCCGGAGAGAGCCGGAUGGGAGCUGGUGGCAUUGCUGGCAUUUUGUUUGGUUUUGUAUUUGCCGUGCUUCUGGCAAUGGGUGUUUACUAUGUCGUGAUAACACGCCGAGCCAAUAUGAGUCGAACUGAUUCUGUUCAACCUGACGCUUGAUAGGGUCAGUGGCUUGAUAAGCUGAGUCUCGUCAUCCAGGCCUUCUCUUUUUUCUCUUCUUUCUCCUCUUUUGUGCUUUGGGUUUUCAGUUGUAUCAAUGCAGUUUCUUUGUAUGCCAUAAAUGUCAACCAAUUUUGCUUUA